This is a messenger RNA of Cynara cardunculus var. scolymus (artichoke), 2659 nucleotides long. RefSeq names its product transport inhibitor response 1-like protein Os04g0395600. The coding region runs from base 331 to 2274 and encodes 647 amino acids. Gene Ontology annotation, biological process: SCF-dependent proteasomal ubiquitin-dependent protein catabolic process. The record is from RefSeq and is a predicted model, not a curated record. Lineage: Eukaryota; Viridiplantae; Streptophyta; Magnoliopsida; Asterales; Asteraceae. Gene Ontology annotation, cellular component: SCF ubiquitin ligase complex. Gene Ontology annotation, molecular function: protein binding. The transcript is spliced from 5 exons.
GAAAGACAGAGCUCCAUUAUUGGGUUCUUUCAUCAUGUAAAUCCAAUCUCCUCAGCCCCCCCAUAUGUACGUAUACUUGCUUUAAUUCUCUUUUCCCUCUAAUAAUUUCACUGAAUCUAGAGUUCUUCAACUGCAAAUCUCGAUAAAUUUGUGCCAGAUUUCUCGUUUUUGAGUUUUUCUUUUGCUUUCAAUUUAAGCCUAGGAGAAGAAAUCUUGGUGAUGAAGUUUCGCUGGAUUUUGGUGGGAUCAAAUUCUGUAAAAUGAAGAUUUCAGCUCUGAAUCUUGUACUGGAAUGAGUUCUUUGAUUGAUUGAAGUUUCUGUCGCGAAGUAUGGAUCUAUAUCAGAAGAGAACCAAGACAGUUGACCGAAUCGAUUCGGUUGAUCCUGGUGUUGAUCCUGAUGUUGUAUCACCGGAAUUAACUCGGGUGUGCCCGUUCCCGGACGAGGUCUUAGAACCGGUGCUCUCGCUAAUAAACUCCCACAAAGACCGCAGUUCGGUGUCUCUGGUCUGUAAAGAUUGGUACAACGCUGAGCGGUGGAGCAGGCGUCAUGUGUUUAUCGGGAAUUGCUACUCGGUAUCGCCGGAGAUUGUUGCCGGGAGGUUCCCGAAAAUUCGGAGCAUCACCUUAAAGGGGAAACCAAGGUUUUCGGAUUUCAAUUUGGUACCGGAGGAUUGGGGAGCUGAUGUCUAUCCAUGGCUGAGUGUUCUCGCGAAGGCGUAUCCCUUCCUGGAGGAGCUGAGACUGAAGAGAAUGGCGGUUAGUGACGAGAGUUUGGAGUUUCUGGCGAAGAACUUUCCUGAUUUUAAAGCUUUAUCGCUAUUGAGUUGUGAUGGGUUUAGUACUGAUGGGUUGAAAGCCGUUGCCUCUCAUUGCAGGGAUCAAAGGGAAAAAAGCAGAUUUUGCAUGAUUUGGGUUGAAAAAGAUCACAUAUUUGCGUCUGAUCUGGCCGAUAAAAUUAAUGGGAAUUUAACGGAGCUAGACAUACAAGAGAAUGGGAUUGAUGAUCUUGGUGGGGAUUGGUUAAGUUGCUUCCCUGAAAGCUUAACCUCGUUAGAAGUGCUCAAUUUUGCCAGCUUAAACAGUGAAGUCAGCUUUGAUGCCCUUGAGAAGCUUGUUAGUAGGUGCAAAUCAUUAAGGGUUUUGAAAGUUAACCGGAAUGUAACUUUAGAUCAAUUGCAAAAGCUUCUUUUGCGGGCCUCACAAUUGACUGAACUUGGAACUGGAACCUUCAUGCAAGAACCUGUUACCCGUCCGGUCAAUGACCUUGAAAGUACUUUCAGCAACUGUAAAAAUCUACUUACUCUCUCGGGUUUGUGGGACACUAGUUCACUUUAUCUACCGGUUAUCUACCCUGCCUGCUCUAGUCUGACUUUCUUAAACCUCAGUUAUGCAACUUUACACAGCGUUGAGCUAGCAAAGCUUCUCAUUCACUGCAAAAGUCUACAACGCCUCUGGCUAAACUUUUUCGUGAGUCGAGAUCUCCAUGGCAACGGUCUUUCUGCCUCUUGGAUACAGGUUCUUGAUACUGUAGGGGAUAGGGGUUUAGAAGCUGUUGGAUCCUGCUGCCCAUUGCUUGAAGAAUUGAGAGUCUUCCCAGCUGACCCCUUUCAUGACCUGGAUGUCACAGGUGUAACUGAAUCCGGUUUCUUGUCAGUCUCUCGUGGCUGCCCAAAACUGCAUUACGUACUCUACUUUUGCCACCAAAUGACAAACGCAGCUGUAGCCACCAUUGUGCAGAACUGCCCGGGUUUCACCCACUUCCGCCUCUGCAUAAUGAAYCCYGGUCAACCAGAUUACYUGACCAASGARCCMAUGGACGARGCYUUUGGUGCRRUUGUCARRACYUGYACCAAGCUUCAACGSCUYGCGGUUUCCGGCCUYUUAACYGAYARRACMUUCGAGUAUAUCGGKAAAUACGCWAAAAACYURGAAACMCUUUCUGUUGCUUUUGCAGGAAGUAGUGAUCUGGGUUUGAAGUAUGUGCUUGGAGGCUGUCCAAAACUGAGGAAACUUGAAAUACGAGACUGCCCGUUUGGAAACGCUGCGUUGCUUUCGGGUUUGACCAAAUAUGAAUCAAUGAGGUCUCUUUGGAUGUCUGCUUGUAAUUUGACCAUGAAUGGGUGUAGGGUCUUGGCUAAAGAGAUGCCUAGGUUGAAUGUUGAAGUGAUGAAAGAUGAAGAUAGUGAAGAUAGCCAGGCUCAUAAAGUUUACGUCUAUCGAACCGUGGCUGGACCACGAAGGGAUGCACCACCCUUUGUCCUGACCCUCUGAGUUCAAGAAAACCGAACCGGUUAGCCCUCUCUCUGUCUAUCUAUAUAUAUAUAAAGUUGGUAGCUUGAACAACUUGUACUUUGUUGAAAAUAAUGUUGUAUUGCAGUAUAGGAAAAACCCAUGGGUAUUAUCGAAACUUUUAAUUAAAAUCGUUCCGGCCAUCGAGCUAUUCAUAGAUCUACCGUUUGGAUUAUGGCCAAAAAUGUGACCACCGGACGGGGGUCAAAGCUCGAGGAUGUUAGGACUGAAGGUUGCACGCAAUGAUAUGGGAUAGAGUCGUAGUUCUUUUUCGCGUUUCGACAAGUUUAGUAUCUUGAUGUGUAGUUAAUCUUUGAAUAUCAAGCUUGAAUCUUUAAAGCCAAAAGUGAGACUGUUUUUCUUGCUC